AUAUAUUUUAUGAUUUGAUGACAUUCCACGAUACUAACAUAAUGUAUGAAGUUCAUAAAUGUUUCACCAAUCUUCACGUGAGGAAUUUUAGAUUUGUUCGGGCUAUGGUAAACGAAAACGGAGGAAUUUUCUAAACCAAUUUGCCUUAUUCAGUUUCAUUACUAACAAUUCAUGCCGAACAUCAGUAUGAUAAAGACUUCUCUCUAGCUCGAGGUCUCUUAGGUUGCCCCAACCAAACGAGAGCUUCUUCUCUGUUGUUGUAUGCUUAACCUUAAAUUCCCUCGAAAGCACAUGGCACAUUCUCCUUCCGGGAAACCGAACAUCAACAAAAUCGGCAUCAAAACAGAGAGUGCAACUAGAGUCCUCGGCCGGAAUUUCUCGCUCUCCACGUAUUUCCCUUCCAUACUUCGUGAAAAAUCAGGUCAUUUUUCUCGCACUCUCCGACUAUUUUCCCGGAAGCAUCUGGCCUACACAGUUGCCCGAUGUUUUCGGCCACUAGCAGUUCGUGUUCGCAACUCCAUCCGGUUACAAGUGUGCUUGAGUUUCGUUGAACCCUUAGCUGGAUAAGGACUGGGAACUUUUCCACCAACACCUUUCUGGUUCACAUUCCGCGAGGCCGAAGUCUGUCUCUGUCUGUCCCAAGGGAAAAGCGCGUUGGAAUGUGUGGAUUUUCUUGUUUUCCCACCGCUUCGGUUUGAAGUGCACGCAGAAUCCUUUUGGAACGGGUCCUUGAGCUGUGUAAAUAGGUAUACAAGAAACGGUAUAGGAAGUGAACUCCCGUAGAAAGUGUUUUUCGUAGCAUGGUUGGUGGUAAAACGUGCAACGUGAAGAGCAUCCGGAUUCGUUCAAUCUAAAGUGCGAUUUCCCCGUUUGCGGUAAACGCUUUUCGACACGGAUGUCUAACAUGUGUCAAAUUAUUUGCUGUGCAAUUUCUUUCCGUGAAUAAUUGACUCGUCGUGAAGAGAGUCCAUUGUGUUCGGCGGAGGGAAGAAUUCGUGGAAUCUGUGUGGGAAAAUUGAGUUGUCGUGUUGUAGAUUGCGGGUCCUGUCGUAGCAUAGUUUAAUAGUGAAACAAUCCGCACAGUUUCCGUGUUCAUCGAGGAAGUGUGUCGAUUUUGUUUUCUUUUCGUUUUUAUUCUGUAUUAUAGUUUUAUCCACGAGGGAAAUUUCGCUGCAACCGAUUGCAGCAUAAAGGUUUGGCGUGGCAAACGACAAUAAUGCAGGCCCUGUGGUGCAGCAGAGAGCGGCAACUGCGAGGACAAUGCCGACAACAACAACGACGCUUACAACGCUGCAGCAAAAGCUAUAAAAAUCAGUGAAGCUGAAAGUGACGUGCCACCCCGUGCAACUGGGAGGGAAAAAAAGGCGCUGGACUCUUGCCGUGCUUUUGACUCACACGGAUGAAAAUGCGUAUGAAGUAUGGGAAGCUGUUCAUCGUUUUUAUGAUUUGCUUCAAUUUGGUAGUAUUUUACUAUUCCUGGAAGUACUUUUUAACGAGCAGCAAUUUGUUGGCGGAAACGUUCAGUAAUCGGAAGCACCGUGAUCCUGGCAACGAGUUGAACAGCUUUAGUUCCCAUGACAGUUCUUUAUUGAUGGAAACUGUUCGAAUAACCUCCGGGGACCGGGGUAGAUCAACGAAAAUCACUAAAUUCAGUCGAAUACGGGACCGCAUACAGAACACCAAUAAAUUUUUGAAGAAAAGUAUUACUGUGAUCUUUCGUGAUUUCUACGACUUUGAUAACGACCUUAUGCAAUCGAUCGCGAGUGUAACAAACCUUAUCCCAAACGUGCAAGUUUUCGUCAUAUCUCCGGAGGUUCCAUAUCCGCCGCUGGACAUAUUUACCAGUCCUGGCCAAUCAGGAAAUCAAACCACGUGGUUCGAAAAGGACAGCAACGUCAAAUUUUUCAGUCUCAGCUACGACGUUACCAAAUCCCUGAAAGACACCCUACCAAUUCUGCAAGUGCAAACCAAAUAUGUCUUAUUCCUGCCGGACAGUGUUCGUCUGAAUGGCCGAUCCCUGCUGACCCGUAUGCUUCGCGAGAUAACCUCUCCAUCCGCGAACGAACUGCUGCUCCAGCAGCAUCAGAAUCUGCUUCUACGGCAGAACAAUCAAGCCAUAGAGAACAAAAUUGACCUCAAUCAGAAGCCGGAGCGGAAGAUAAUUGCGGUUCCGUUCGCAGGGAACCCAAAGUCUACGGCAAACUGCUGCCACAUGCAGUUGGACCUCCCCAACUGGACCCUGGAAUACGUGACUGGCAACGACACCGACAGCUGUGACAUGUACAAACAGAAGCAUGCCAUCCUCGUGGAAACGGCCCUGCUGAAGGAGAUGCCCGAUACAUUAUCGUCUCCAUUUCCGGAUCUGUUCUACAUCCAAGCUAAACUGGCUAACGUCAAGAAAGUCCUCCUGAACGCAUCGUUCCAGGAUGGGAAAAAGCUGUUCACCUCCUACCACACCAAGACCAAGCGGCGCAAUUUGCGUAAGGACCAAUUCAAAGCGCUCUAUCGCAAGUUACAGAUCAAAAAGGUGGUACAUAAAAACUACCUUUACGACAAGUCCAAACUUGCCAAGCGGAAACUGAUUAAGAGCUUCGAGCAUAACAAUCAGACCAUAUCGCUGUUGACGGAAAUCAGUUUCUACGGGUGCGAGAAGCAGACCAAGAGCUGCAUCGGGCAGGUGUACAACUCGCAACCGUUCUACACCUACCUGGGUCGUCACACUCCGCCCUGUUGUCUCGAUAAGCUGAAGACCGUCUUCCGGCACGUGGUCGACGAGUUCGAGAAUGUCGGAAUCCGCUACUGGUUGGACAACUAUGCGCUGAAGAAUGCCAUCGAGCUGAAGUACCUCUCGCCGGAUGCGUACGAAAUCGACGUCAGCUUCAACAGUGAUGAUGUGCAAAGGUCUGUCGCGCUGCGGAAAGCUCAAACCAAACCGUACACCGACGGGGACGGAUUCCACUGGCUGAAGGCCACCGACGGUCACUACUUCCGGGUGCAGUACUCGAAGGUUAAUCAGAUUGCGGUUAAUUUGUUACCGUUCGACCUCAGUGGUGAAGUGGUUCGUCCCAAUGGAUUCUACGGGUGGAAGGCGAAGAAGUUUUCCGUGGAAUUUCUGCACCCAAUGUCGACGGUGCUCUUUUUGGGCAAGCCGAUUAUGUGCCCCAACAAUGUGAUGGAGUACUUGGAGACGAAGGGUGUCAAGUGAAACGGUUUUCACUAAAGGGACUUCUGGGAAAUGGGUUGUGCCAAGUUGGGAUUCUGUGAUAGAACGGUGCUGUUGACGGGGAUUUGAGAUGGUGUGAAAAAGUGAAUAGGAAGACACUCGGGUGGUGUGUACAUAACUAAGUAGCUAGCGCUAGUAGGGAAAUUUAUGAAGUAGGUUUUAGCGGGUGAAUCAUUGUGAGUAUUUGUAUAGAAAAACGCCAUGUCUAGGGAAUUGGAGCUUGUUUUAACAGAGUAGGUUGUUUACAGAGCAAAUUAUUUCUUAAAGACGGAGUUUUUAUGGAAAUGAGAUGUUUUAAUAUGAGUGAUUUGAUGGACGUUGAUUAUGAAUGAUCUAAAGCUAAUGGCAGGCUAUGAACAAAUAUGAUUUUUUCUCUUCAUUUAUAUGAACAUUUAAAUUUCACCACAAACAUUUGAAAACAACUAGGAUCUGUUUUACCUACUUUACCGUUUCCAUCCCGCAAAAAUUUACUUUGAAUGGUGCGACCCUUUCGACAAAUGACAUAUAAGUAACACUGCGGAACACGUUUUUGUCUCAAGCAUCAAAAUUUCGCUAUUCAGUUGAUUAAAGGUUGUUGAAUCCA
Aedes aegypti (yellow fever mosquito) is the source of this 3806-nucleotide messenger RNA. Its product is annotated as fukutin-related protein. Gene Ontology annotation, cellular component: Golgi apparatus. The transcript has 4 exons. The record is from RefSeq and is a predicted model, not a curated record. Lineage: Eukaryota; Metazoa; Arthropoda; Insecta; Diptera; Culicidae. Bases 1400 to 3205 code for a protein of 601 amino acids. Gene Ontology annotation, biological process: protein O-linked glycosylation via mannose.